AUGUUAAAGAGCACGCUCAGGCUUUCAAGGACCUCCUUCAGAAGAAAUUUCGCAACGAUCGACUGCUUACGCCAACAAAAUUCGGAUAUCGAUAAAAUUAUACUAAAUCCAAUCAAACUAGCUCAGGGGACCAGGAGUGACCAUGACCAAGCCUCUAGAAUUAAAAGGGAUAACGCAGAUAUUUUAUCGAUGGAAAUUCCAGUAGAUAUGAUGCAAUCUGCUGGGAGAAUAAACAAGAGGGAGCUUCUGUCCGAGGCGGAGAUUGCAAGAAGUAGUGUGGAGAAUGCUCAAAUGAGAUUCAAUUCAGGCAAAUCUAUAAUUGUGAACAAGAACAACCCUGCUGAGUCAUUUAAAAGAUUGAACAGGAUAAUGUUUGAAAACAAUAUUCCUGGAGAUAAAAGAAGUCAACGAUUUUACAUGAAGCCGGGAAAAGUAGCCGAGUUGAAGAGGUCUCAAAGGCAUAGAAAGGAGUUUAUGAUGGGCUUCAAGAGAUUGAUCGAAAUUGUUAAGGAUGCCAAGAGGAAAGGAUACUGA
Messenger RNA from Saccharomyces paradoxus, 534 nucleotides. It is a transcript of the gene MRP21, whose product is annotated as mitochondrial 37S ribosomal protein bS21m. NCBI's taxonomy places the organism in Eukaryota, Fungi, Ascomycota, Saccharomycetes, Saccharomycetales, Saccharomycetaceae. Gene Ontology annotation, biological process: translation; mitochondrial translational initiation. The coding region runs from base 1 to 534 and encodes 177 amino acids. The record is from RefSeq and is a predicted model, not a curated record. The transcript has a single exon. Gene Ontology annotation, cellular component: ribosome; mitochondrial small ribosomal subunit. Gene Ontology annotation, molecular function: structural constituent of ribosome.